Molecule: messenger RNA, 2115 nt
Organism: Strongyloides ratti
Lineage: Eukaryota; Metazoa; Nematoda; Chromadorea; Rhabditida; Strongyloididae
Product: Carboxylesterase, type B domain-containing protein
Exons: 2
Coding region: 1-2115 (704 amino acids)
Source: RefSeq, a predicted model, not a curated record
AUGGGUUGUUGUAAAAGUAAGCAAAAACCUAAAUGUAAUUGUAAAUAUAAUGAUUCAUGUUUUCAUAAACCUAUAAUUGUCAAUACACAAUAUGGUGUUAUUUCAGGUUUUCAAUAUAAAGAUAUUUCUUGUGUUGUUAACGUAUUUUUGGGAAUACCAUUUGCAGCACCUCCUAUUAAUGAUUUACGAUUUAAAAAACCAGAAAAACCCCAAAAAUGGAUUGGAAUUUAUGAGGCAACAAAAUAUAAAGCUCAAUCCAUUCAAAAGCCAGAUAUAAUUACUAAUCUGAUAGUUCGUGUUCCUAUAAAAGAAGAUUGUUUAUACUUAAAUAUUGUAACUCCUCAAUUUAAUACUAUUACUCAUACAAAAUAUCCCGUAAUUGUUUACAUACAUGGGGGUUCAUUUUGUAAUGACUCAGCAGCUCGUUAUCAUUAUUCCAAAUGUGCAUCAUAUUUAGUAAAACAUUCCGUUAUCGUUGUAACUAUUCAAUAUCGUUUGGGAUUUUUAGGAUAUUUUUAUACCGGUGAUGAUACCUGUCAAACUAACAAUGGUUUAUGGGAUCAAUAUUUUGCCUUAAAAUGGGUAAAAGAAAAUAUAGCUACAUUUUAUGGAGAUCCUAAUAAUAUUACUGUUGUUGGGCAAUCUGCAGGUGGUGCUAGUGUUGAUCUUCUUUCAUUGUCACCUAUAUCAAAAGAAACUUUUCACAAAUGUAUAAUUUUAGGUGGAAAUGCAGAUGCUUUGUGGGCUAUAGCAGAUAAACAAAGUUUACUAGAAUUAUGUAGAGAAAAGGCACUUGAUUUGGGAUUUAUAAGAAAAGACAAAAAUGCUGAAGAUCAAUGGACAAGAGAAGAUAAUGUUGAAAUGAUGAAAUUUUUAAAAAAUGUACCUGCAAAAUUAUUUGCUCAUACAAAAGCUUCUUUAUUACCAGAAAAAUUUUAUGAAUCAAUACUUGACAUUGCACCAGUAGUUGAUGGUGAAAUUUUACCAAAAAUGCCUUAUUUAUUAAGAAAAGAAUCAAAACCAAAACCAACGAUUUUAGGUAUAUGUAAAUAUGAAGGUUUAAUUUUUGCAGCACUUACUAAAAAUAAAAAUCCAGAAAGUUUACUUGAAUCUUUAGUCACAGGUCAACAAAUAAGAUUUAAAAAAUGCGGCCUUGAUUUAACUACUGGUGAAAUUGAAAAUAUGCUAGGAUAUGAUGAAACACAAAAGUUACUAAUUGAACCAAAAUUGUUUAUGAAAAAUGUAGUUAAGACAUUUGGAGAUCUGGGAAUUAAUAUAUCAGUAAUAGAUUUUAUUUUAAAUCGCUGGAAACAACAAUCUGAAUUAAAAACAUUUAUUGAAGAAGGAAAUUGUUUAUCUAAAAUUCCAUCUACGACAUCUAUUACACCAACUUUUGAAAUAGGAAAUUUUUAUACUAAAACGAGGAAAAAGUCUAAAUCUUCUCAAAAGAAAAAAGGAAAGUUGAAUUUAAUCAAUAAGAAAUUUAAAAAUUUUAAGAAUCGUUUAAAUAGGAAACCAUUAACAGAUGCCCCUUUAUAUCUAUUUCGUUUUGAUCAUUUUAAUCGCAAAAACUUUAGAGCAAUAUCAGCUUUUUUUCCUUUUAUUGGUGCAACACAUUGUACUGAACUAAACUACAUAUUGGGUGUUAAUCAAUAUUUUGUUCCUUUUACGAAAACAAAAGCUGAUAUUAAAGUAUCUUUUUAUAUAACUUCAGCUAUGACAAACUUCGCAAAAUAUGGUAAUCCAAACGGAAUUAAUAAUGAAGGUAUUUGUAAUACUAUUUGGGAUCCAGUUAAGAUGGAACCUACUAAAUUUAAUUUUAACUUCCUUAAAGUCACAAAAGAUAUGCAUAUGAAUCAACGUUAUGGAAAUGACAGAUUACUUCAUCUUGCAAAAUUUUAUCGUUAUCUUAAAAUUAAAGAAACAAUAAUGGAAGAAGAAAGUGAAAAACAACUGUGUCAAACGAUCAAUAAAAAUGAAAUAGAAUCUGUUUUAAGUGAUGUAAUAGAUGAUUCAGUAUCAACAUUUUUAACUGAUAAAUUAGAAGUAAAUUCAAGUAAAUUAGAUCGUUUAUCUCGACAACCAUCACCAAGUAAUAAUACUACAACGGCUUAA